UUCGCUCUCGCCUGGAACUGGCGCCUCGCCGGGGCUUGACAUGGACCCCAACUGCUCCUGCACCAUUGGUGGCUCCUGCGCCUGCCCUGGCUCCUGCAAGUUCAAAGAGUGCAAAUGCACAUCCUGCAAGAAGAGUGGCUGCCGCUCCUGCUGCCCCGUGGGCUGUGCCAAGUGUGCCCAGGGCUGUGUCUGCAAAGAGGCCUCGGACAAGUGCAGCUGCUGUGCCUGAUGUCGGGAGACCCUGAUCCCAGGUAGAGGUGGAGCAACAUAUAUAAACCUGGAUUUUUUUUAUACA
Messenger RNA from Carlito syrichta (Philippine tarsier), 295 nucleotides. RefSeq names its product metallothionein-2-like. The record is from RefSeq and is a predicted model, not a curated record. The coding region runs from base 41 to 229 and encodes 62 amino acids. The transcript is spliced from 3 exons. NCBI's taxonomy places the organism in Eukaryota, Metazoa, Chordata, Mammalia, Primates, Tarsiidae. Gene Ontology annotation, molecular function: metal ion binding.